AGGAGCAACAGAGUUACUUCCCCUUUUCCAGAAAUCAGUUUUCACUCUGUCAGAAAUGCCACAUGAAUCCAGACAGUUACUGGAAUGUGGUGAAACUACCAGUAAGAAGUCUUUACCUGAGCAGAUUCAGCAGUGCCUUACUUGUUUCUAUGGCCAGGUGUCUCCAAUAGUUUAUCACCAGGUUCAUUCGGUUGUCCGUCGACACUACAACGGAAACCUGAGAGCCUACGUCAGGAACUUCCUCCAGCCAGCCACCGUAUUGCUGCGCAAACUUCAGAAGGUACCUAAUCACGCAGUAGCAUGUCAGUGUAAGGCAGACACGUGGCCACUCAGUCAAAACCGUAAGGUGAUCGUCCACCUGACAGAGUUCCCAAAGUCCUGUCUUCAUCGCGGGGAUUUUUACCUAUGUGUAACACGGACAAAUUUUGGCCAGGUCCAGCUAUCGGUCAAGUACUUGGCCGGGGGAGGGAUUCGGGAGUUGCUGGUACUGGAAAGUGAUUACUCCACCUUGUUCACCAUGGACUGGAUCGAAAAGAUGAGAGUUACCUCUGACAGGGAGUUAGGAUUAUUGUUAAAACGCUGCGUCGUUGCUGUGGAGAACGGGAUUCAACGCAUGCACUGGGAUGAUGUGGCAACCCAGAGUCGCCCUGGUGAUCUGUGUCGCAAACAGAAUUCUCAAAAAUUGGAUAUAGUGUUUGAUUUCACUGGAUUAUCGCAAAGAUUAGAGAGCCCGGGAGUGGAGGGCGUGGACGAGGGGGAGGUGCAGUCCAGACAGCGGUACCAGGCCCUCCUGUCCAGCAGGCCUAAACUAGACCUGCCCAAAACUGUCAUGGAUGUGGAUUAUUCAUUAUUACACUCAGGGGUAGCCAUCUUGCCAGGAUGUAAGGAUGUGGAUGGCAGGAUGGUUGUUUACAUGUUUACCUCCAGUUCGUUAUGGACCAAUCAGCAGGUGGCAAGCACAGAACUGGCACGGCUGGUCAUGUAUUACUGUACAAUACCCAGGGAAGAAGUUCGUCAAAGAGGUCUGACCAUUGUUGGGGACAUCAGAGGGGCAACCACUUCCACAGUGAACACAAUGUUAGAAGCCUUGUACCUAUUUGAGGCGAACAUUCCCACUGCACUGUCCUCCGUCCAUCUCCUAGCCGACGGUGUCACCCGGGAUUUGGUGCUCAGAUCUCCAGUCUACGACAGUCAGUCCAGAUUUAAGGUGAAUCUCCAUUUGUCUCAAGACCACCUUUUGAAAUUUAUAGACGCCAGUCAAACUCCUGCUGCUUUGGAUGGAUCUUACAGCUAUUCUCACGAGGACUGGGUACGAUUUCACAUGAAAUUUGAGCCAUUCAUGGCGACGUGUCGCUCCGUGGGCCAAUACCUGGUGGAGGUGAUGCAUGAGCUGGUCAAGGUGGACAGUAUGCCGUGUACAGUUAAGGAAACCAGUCAGCUCAUCAGCCAGCAUGAGAACUUCAUCAAGGCCACAUUUGACCAUCCCCAGCUGGUCAGUCUACAGAACGACGGAGAAGCUAUCAUGAAGGCGCUGAAGAAGGAAGACUUUGUUUUGGGAAAUUCAGAAGAUUACAGAGAUGCCAUGGACAGCAUGAGGCAGCUGCAUAAACACAUCCAGGAGUCCAUGGGGAAACUCGCACGCCUCGCAGAUACAAGACUUCACAAGUUAGAACAGUGUCUGCAGCUGAGGGAGUUUGAGGAAGAGUGCGGGAAGAUUAUCUCCUGGCUCUGCAAUCAGGGUGAGGAUAUUCUGCAGCGACACAAAGCCGUGGCAGAUAACCUCAAGGCAGUCCGUGCCCAGCAGAAAGACUUUGAAAAGCUUUAUUUCUCAGCUAUGACGCACAUUGAGAAGGGGAAUGACUUGUUGGAGGAAGCCAGCAUGCUGACCCAGAGCGGGAACUUUGACGAGGCAACUGGUUACAAAGAUUUAGCUCGCACCCUGAAGAAGCACCUAUCUGAUUUUACAGGACAGUUGGAGGCAUCGAGAGAGAAGAUUGAGGGCACGGCCAAAUGUUAUCAUUUGCUGGACAAGUCUUACGAAUGGGCAUUAGAAGCCAUGAGAUACGUGGCCAGUAUGAAGAUGGACAGCUCUGCCACGGCAGAUCGUCUGGCCAAACUCCUGAAGAGUCUGGAGCUCUACCUUAGAGAACACCCGCCAAUCACAGACGAAACAUUCAAAUUCAUGACCGAGCAAGCAGAUCGGUUACACAAUGACCGUCUCCUCGAACAGUGCAACAUUGCCAAAAACCGCUGCCAAGAGACAUUUCAACUGCUGGAGUUGCGACAGACAACACUACGAAAGGCAAUCCACCAGCUGGCAGCAGAGAGCCGGGGUUCUGAGGACAAGGGAAAAGAGAGGAAGGGUCAGCAUCCAAUUUCACAUCCCAUUGUGCCUGAGAACAUGUGUAAUAUCUCCAAGUCCCCUUACCCGGCCUCUCCUUGCCCUGCCACGGAGGCCGAGGCAGAACUGGUAUGGGAACCCCGAACCAGUACACCGUCUUCACAGAUAAGUCAGUCUUCCUUACGCCGCAGGUCUUACUCUGGGAAAGCCUCAGCGCUCAUGUACGAUGACUCACUCUCGUUCACUCCCGAAACGAUACCAGAUAGGUACAGAAGGGAGACAACUCAGUCAAGGAAUGACCGUAUUCAGAUCUUAGACGUGUCAGAUAGGUCAGUGGCUAGUGUCCCAAAACUAAGUACUGUGGAAGAACACCAGUGUAUGACCACAGAGAACAAUGUUAGCCUUACAAAUGUGGACGGUGCCAGUGCUGCAGGUCUUAACACAUCAUGUUUAGGCGCCGACUCGAGCAGUGGUCCAACAACUUUAAACAAACAUGAGCGUCCUCACAGGAAAAUGUUCAAGCGAGCGGUAUCAGUACCAAGUUACUGCCAUGAUAUGUUCUCAGAGAGAGAUGGACAUUAUGUACCAAGUGAGAAUGGGGCAUUUGUGGAGUCUAGUAAAGCCAAUGACCCCCUUCAGCCAAUCAGAGAGCGGCGAGCCCUCAAGUCCAUUAGUAUGAUAACAGGAAGCACAGAGAGCCUGCCAAGCAUGCCGGAAGAGGAUGAGGAUGGAGAGCAAGGAGUAGAGCAUACCCCUCAGAAGGAGUGGACACCUGUACCGGUGAACUCGCACCUGAUGAGGCAGAACCGGACCAUUCCCACAGGCUCUGUGGCUGACCUCAGGCUGUCCGAGGCACAGGUCAAAAGCAGGAGAACGUUGUCUUUGAUAAUGAGUGAGAUGGUGCAGACAGAAAGAGACUACGUGCAAGCUCUCCAGUUUAUCGUUGAGAACUACAUUCCAGAGCUGCUCAGAGACGACGUGCCCCAGGCCCUGAGAGGAAAACGUAACAUCGUCUUCGGAAAUAUUGAGAAAAUUUACCAGUUUCACAGACAGUACUUUUUACGAGAAUUAGAAGCUUGUGAGAGAAAUCCUUUUCAAGUGGGACAUUAUUUUCUUUUACAUGAAAACCAGUUUUAUCUCUAUGCAUUAUACAACAAAAACAAACCAAAGUCUGACAGUUUGAUGGUGGAAUAUGGAAAAGAUUUCUUCAGGAGAAAACAGAGUGAUUUGGGGGACAAAAUGGACCUUAGCAGUUACCUCCUGAAGCCUGUCCAGAGGAUGGGCAAAUACGCCCUGCUGCUGAAACAGAUCAUCAAAGAGUGUGCGGAGACAGAGCCAGAGUACCCGGAGCUUAAGGCCUCAGAAGAUAUGGUGAGGUUUCAGCUCCGGCAUGGUAAUGAUUUGCUGGCCAUGGACUCCCUUCGGGACUGUGAUGUGAAUUUACAAGAACAAGGGAGGCUAAUCCGUCAAGGCGAGUUUCUUGUGUGGCAGGGCCGACGAAAAUCCUUACGGCAUAUCUUCCUUUUCGAAGAUUUGGUGCUAUUUAGUAAAACACGACGUGGACGAAGUGGAAGCCACGAAACGUACCUAUACAAGUACAGCUUCAAGAUGUCAGAUAUAGGCUUGACGGAAAAUUUCGGGGAAAGCGGGUACAAGUUUGAGAUCUGGUUUCGCAGACGGUCUUUAGGUGAAAACUAUGUCCUGCAGGCACCAAAUUCUGAAGUGAAGAACUGCUGGGUGAAGGAAAUCUCACGUCUUCUGUGGAAACAGGCUAUCAAGAACAGAGAACUACGAUUAUGUGAGAUGGCAACAAUGGGUAUUGGUAACAAACCCUGCAUGGACAUCAAACCCAGUGCUGACAACAUCAAUGACCGCUUUAUCAACAUAGCAGUAGGAUCCAGGGGAGCUCGUACCAGAAACUCCAUCGCCGUCUGCUCUUUCGACCAUAUCAGAAACGGAAACAAGCGACCCCAUUCUAUAAUCUCGGUCAGUAGUACGUCCUCAUCUAACAGCAGCCAAUCAGCAUCCAGCUAUGCUGUCUUUGGCUCUAAUCUGGCCUUUGACCCUUUGGAGAGUCCUAGGUUUGCUCGUCGGUCCUUUGCAGCCUCAUCGAAUGAGAGCGGUAUCUGUGCUGAUAUCAGCCUGGACUCCAUGUACAUGUUAAGUCAGCGGCACGAGGGUAGUGGGGCACUGGGCCCCAGGGAGAGGCCGAGGUCCUACCAUGAGUACGUCAGCAAGAGUCAGCCCCCAACCGGAGUAUCAGGAGGGCCUCCACUUGUUACAGAUGUAAGUCACAUGUCUACAAGAGGAUCACACAUGGAAGCAUACAGUUUUGUGUAGAAAAACCACAAUGGAAUGAUAUUUACCACAAAUUACUUCUAACUUCAUGAAAUUUUUCACCAACUGUUCACUCUGCUGGAAGUGUAUGGAGGGGCGAGUAGUACAUUUAUAGUUGAUGAAAAAUUAAGUUCUGUUACUUACAGGUAUAUGUGAUAUAUUAUAAAUCUGUUUGAUUUACUAUGUGAUAGUAUAUUAGUAUGGUUUCAACAACUUAGAGAUGAUUUCUUGCUGUAUAUGUCCUUGACAUAGGUGAUUUAAAUAGCUUUGGUAAUGUGAUACUUGUACUGAAGGUAUCUGCCUCGCCAGUAAAUGCCAAGCUGCAGUUUGAUUUGGAAUAUAUUUGUUCAUUAUCAAUCGGUAAAGGUGCACAGGCUUUUGGUGAUUCAGUUUCACCAAGGUAUGUCAAAAGUAACAAAAAUCUUUACAAGGGAAUCUAGAUAAUUUAUAUGCGGUAUCUGUUCAUUUCAGGUGUGAAAGUUGACGAUCAGAAGUUGAUUUUGAACAGGGUUACCUUCAUCUCAGGGUUAUACAAACACUGGAGGUUGUCCAACAACUACAAUCGUCUGCUGGUUGUCAAGGAAGGAAUAUUCUUCUCAGCAGGAAGUCUGUCCCCCAUCCAGUUGCUAUGGACACCUGUGUUGCCAUGGUGAUUAUGUAGAUGAUUAUCUUCAAAAUGGUUGCCGUGCAAUCAAUGCCAUUGGUAAUUGUUCUUGACAAGAUUCUUGAGGAUUCCAAAAUGGUGGCUGAAGAUGUACUGAAGAAGUACUGUUACAGAAAAAGCACAAACUACCAUAACAAGAUUGCUUACACAAGUUGAAAAACAGUUUCAUCUGGAAUCAAAAGGCCAUAGUCAGAUUGUGGUUUCCUAUGCUACAGAGUACCACACAUUUCAUCGGCAUUCAUCAAACAUGCCAGACAGUUUUCCAAAAUGGUGGAUCUUUCUAUGCAGCAUUUUUUUUGUUUUUUGAUGUCCAUCUACGAUACAGUUGUAUUCAAUCGUUGACCAAGUCCAGCCAUUUGUAAUAUUUAAUAGUGAAAAAUGUGAGAGAUUUAUAUUUAUAUGAAAUCGUUGAAAACUAACUUUUUAUACAUUUCGGAUAGUGUAAUAUUUGAAGCAUUACAUCUCCAGGCUUUACAUUGGCUGACUAUCAUACUCUAAAUGGCUGCCCUUUAAACUAAAAUUGUCAAGAACUCUUCAUUUUAUUAGCUGUUUAAGUGUUAGGUGUUUUUAGCAUUUGUGAUAUCUCAUCACAAAUUUUCCCUCCUUCUAAUGUGGAAAAGUUUCUCAAGGCCGGGAUUUCUGGCUUAGUGUUUUUGUUGUUGUUGAAGGAGAUAGUGAUAAUAUUUCCAUUGUAAGUUUAGAUGAAACAAGAUCAGUUUUAUGUUUGAUGAAACAGGGUAAACUGUUCAUGUUUGUAAGGUUGGAUCAGAUGUUGUUUGAGAUGACAGACAACAAUUGUGGCAGAUUUCAAAGCAAAACCAUUUGGGUAGUAGAGUCUGCAACAUCAGUUAAUAUUAAAUUAACUUAGAGGGAUGGGGACAAAGAUUUUCUUUUUUUUUAAUUAAACCACUCCUCAAAAAAAUACAGUGCUGACGUAUUAGUCUAAAAGAAAAUACCCAGUAGUGCUAUGCAUGACUUUGUUAAGUUGCCAAAAUCACCCAUUUAUUAUUAUUAUUGAAAAGCUUUUCAGAGAGUAAUUUAUAAAUUUAUAAAAUCAUACAUCUGUAUCAGGCCGCUGACAUCACACCGUGCUCUCUCUCUCUUUCUGGUCUCUACCAGCCCUCUACAUUCACUGAACUUUCUGUAAGCUCAUGUCUUGGAACACUUCCUCACUUCUUGCACCUCACUUCUGUCUCGAGGAUAAAUUUCUUUCUCUCCAAAAUCUUCAACAGUCUUCAUCUCGCACACUUCUGUGAGGGCAUCUUUGCCUUUCAUGAACAGUCUUCCACAGAUGGACUGACUUGAGAACAUGUCAUGCCUGCCUUCUACACCCCAUAUAACAUUGUUCACAAAGUUCUGGUAAAUGCCAGAAUGCCUUCCACACUUUAACUGUUCAAUUCAUGGCAUUUUAGUUUAGUGUUGUGCCACAUGAACAGUGUGUGUCCUGUCUUAAUAACAGCCAUUCUUUGUUUUUCAUCAUUUAAAUAUUGUUACAUGUUUAACAUCUUGCUUGAACCAAAGUGCAUCUUGAGACGAAAUACGUCCAGACUUUGAGAGGUUGUAUUAGCUGAUAUCAUAGUUAUUGCCAGAUUAUGCUGAUCAAGGGAGGUCACUGAUACUGAUCAACCGAAAAGUCAGUCAUACCAUGUCCAAAAUCUGUACAUGUGUAUUUUAUUUCAUUAUCCCAACAUUUCACUCUGUUCGACUCAUUUGCAUAUUUAUUUCUUUCAGUUUAAUAAGCAAAAAACCAGCAUAAUCAAUUUAUUUGAGAAGGAAAUUUUGUAUUUUUUUUGGAUGGAAAAAAAGUUCAAGCAAAUGUUGAAUUAUAUUAUGUAAUGACUAGUCACUUUAGGAAGAAAAGUUAUUUAUUUGCUGUCUGUUGUUUCCAUGGUAAUGUGUCUGUUGUUUAGAGUAGUUUCACCAUGUACUUUUUUUUUCAUAUAUCCAAUACUCAGCAUUACUCUCACAUCCAAAAAUGCAAUCCAGUGUUCAAAAACAUUUUUUUCCAUGUACAGAUUUUUUUUUUUACUUGGACAUGAGCUCUGUUUUUGUAAUAUUGAUUUAUUUGUAGCAUUUACUCCCAUUUUUUGACAUCCUUAUGUACCUUUGUUACCUUUAGUUGAUAAAUAAAUGCAUGUGGCAAAAUUGAAAAUUUU
Messenger RNA from Liolophura sinensis, 7498 nucleotides. RefSeq names its product puratrophin-1-like. Bases 56 to 4681 code for a protein of 1541 amino acids. The transcript is spliced from 23 exons. NCBI's taxonomy places the organism in Eukaryota, Metazoa, Mollusca, Polyplacophora, Chitonida, Chitonidae. The record is from RefSeq and is a predicted model, not a curated record. Gene Ontology annotation, molecular function: guanyl-nucleotide exchange factor activity.